Molecule: messenger RNA, 1524 nt
Organism: Zophobas morio
Lineage: Eukaryota; Metazoa; Arthropoda; Insecta; Coleoptera; Tenebrionidae
Product: lysosomal acid glucosylceramidase-like
Exons: 6
Coding region: 1-1524 (507 amino acids)
Biological process (GO): glucosylceramide catabolic process
Molecular function (GO): glucosylceramidase activity
Source: RefSeq, a predicted model, not a curated record
AUGCUUGUGAUUAUCCUUUUAGUCUGUGUUUCUUCGGUAAAGAGUACCUAUUUACAACCAACACCAUGUAUAAGCAGAAACUACGGAAACGGUGGUACUGUUUGCGUUUGCAAUUGUUCGUACUGCGACAGCAUCCCUAGACCGACCAGAACACACCCAUCUCAAUUCUUAGUCUACACUUCCAACCUCGAAGGGUUACGAUUCCAACAAUCUAGGGGUCGUUUUAGACCUUUGGAGAGCUGCGAAAGCCACGUGGACGUAGAUUCUUCUAGCAAAUUUCAAACUAUAUUUGGGUGGGGAGGGGCUUUCACGGACGCUACAGGGAUAAACAUCCAUGCGUUACCAAAAGACACCCAAGAAGUGUUACUACGACAAUAUUUCUCAGAAAGUGGUAUCGAGUAUAGUUUGUGUCGAGUACCGAUGGGUGGUACCGAUUUUUCAGUACGUGCUUAUUCGUACGAUGAUGGUGAUCCAGAUCCCCUACUGCUCAAUUUUAAACUAGCUCCUGAAGACCACGUUUUCAAAAUUCCAUACAUAAAAAGGGCUAUGAAAUUGACGGGUCACAAACUUCGUCUUUUUGGGUCAGCAUGGACCGCUCCCAAGUGGAUGAAAACCAACUACAUGUACACCGGACUCGGAUUCAUCCGUAAGAGUAUGUACCAACCAUGGGCGAACUAUUUCGUGAAAUUCCUAGACGAGUACCGAAAAUUUGGUAUAAAUUUCUGGGGACUUACAACGGGAAAUGAACCCUUAGAUGCUUGGGUUCCCGGUGAAAAACUAGAAGUAGUGGGAUGGGCACCUCGGGAAUUAGGUACUUGGAUUAGAAACAAUUUAGGACCCACCAUCCGAAAUUCCAACUACUCAGAUACGAAGAUUAUGAUUCUGGAUGACCAGCGGAUAUAUUAUCCUUGGUACGUGGUCAUAGCUCUAGAAAAUCCUGUUGCUCGCAAAUAUGUAGACGGUUUUGCUGUCCACUGGUACACUGACAAGUACGACCCGCCUGAAGCUUUAACCAAGACCCAAGAAAUUUUUCCAGAGAAGUUUAUUCUAGCAACAGAAGCAUCUAAUAUUCCUGGUCAAAACGAAUCCGCGGUACAACUUGGUUCUUGGGAAAGAGGUGAAAAUUACUCGGCUGACAUAAUUGAAGACGUACUCAACUGGGUGACUGGUUGGGUGGACUGGAACAUGGCCUUAAACCCACAAGGUGGUCCCAACUAUAUCCAAAAUUUUGUCGAUUCGCCGAUAAUAAUCAACGGAACGAGUAACGAAUUUUACAAGCAACCUAUGUUUUACCAUUUGGGUCACUUUUCUAAAUUCGUACCAAGUGGAUCAGUCAGAGUCGGUACUGAAGUACGCAGAUCGAGGGUGGAAGUUGCUGCAUUUGGAAGACCCGAUGGUGGUACUGCUGUGGUUUUGUUAAAUAGGAAUGAAGAAGGAGUAAUCUUAAAUGUAAAAGAUAGUUCAAGAGGAGUCGCCCAGGUGAAAAUUAGUCCGAGAUCAAUCAGUACCCUGUUGUAUUGGUAG